AGCACACACCGAUCCAGGGCAUGUGGUCCUUCGAAAAGUUGCUUGUAAUGCCGUCUGACGCUGUUUGACCCUUUUGACUGCUUGGUCUCUGCUUCAAUUGCCUUGCCCUGCCCUGCCGUGAUCCGCACCCUUCUCGCGCCCCGUCUGCUCCUAGCUUGACCGCCGGGCGAAAUCCUCUUGCCCUCUUCUCUCCCGCCUGAAAAACCCCCCCUUUUUCUUUUUCUUCUUUUUUUCCUUUAUUGCUUAUCCUCUUUCAUCUGCGUUCUUCUACACGAAGAAGUCCGUUCGCCCAGAUUCCUCUUUCGGAUCGACUUUUCAGCCAUGACGCCCCGUCGAUCCUCUCGAGCUCGCGGCUCGCAAGCACCUCCCAGCGCAAUCCAUUCCAGCUCGUCCAGUUCCAUAACCUCCCUUGGACGCAUCGAGAGAAACACCCGCUCGAAUAACAAAUUGUCCUCUCCACGAAGAUCAUCCACCCACCCGUCACAGUCCGUAGACGACGCCGACGCACGCUCGAGACACGACCUCCCCCAGACCCGCCAGCGAAACCGCGGUCGCGACGAUGAAGACACCCAUCAACCCCCGCCCGCCAACGAUGAGUACGACGAGGAAGAUGGCGACGAGGAAGAGAUAACAAGGUGUAUUUGCGGCCAGCAAGACUAUCCCGGCCUCCCACCAUCCUCUCGCGAGACAAUCGGUCGUAGUUCCCUAAAGGCUGGAGUCAAGGAAGAAUCAAACCAGGAUCCUUCUGCCGCUGCCUCCGAAAUUCUCUCGGACGAUGCUGGAAGCCUGUUCAUACAGUGUGACUCUUGCAAAGUGUGGCAGCACGGUGGUUGCGUGGGGAUCAUGGAGGAAGCUCUUAGUCCCGACGAGUAUUUCUGCGAAAAGUGCCGAAAAGACUUACACAGGGUAAUUGUCAGUGGAAAUGGUCAGAAGUCCUCUCAGUACCUUCCGGUCGCCGGGACCCCUUCCCCUAUCUCAUCAGCCUCCUCUACCCGCGACAACUCUAGGAGCGCAAGAGAUAAGAAAUCCAGAGACAAUGCAGACGCACCCAAACGAAGAUCUACUAUGAACAGCCGUGAGGCCGCAUACGAAGAAGAACUUUUGCGUCGAGCAAUUGAGGAAAGCAAGGAGGAGAGCAAGUCCAUCAUCGAGGAGACGAACAAUCGUAGAGGAAAAAGAACCAGAAGCGACAGUGAAAUAACCAAACAAACUGCCAAAAGGCAGCGCACCAGCUCCCCUUCUCCUUCUUCCAUUGUCUCGAAACAGUCCCAGUCCCAGUCCCAGCCAGUGUCCGAGGACGAGAAAUCGCGAGCAGCUGUCAACGGCAACAAGAAAACAAGAGGUAUCGUGACUCGAAAUCAGCGAGAGAAGGAAGCUCCAGCUUCUGAAAAAGAGCCCGAGAAAGAAGCUGAAAUAGCUGGCCGACGGAAAGGAAGAUCCGAACGAAGAAAAGCUGAUGAUUCAGAGCCUGAAGCCAAUUCACCAACCAAAAAUACUGUCAACGGCUCAGUUCCGGCUCAGUCCGCCCCUGAGACCCCCGAUAUCCCUCCACCCACGCAGAAGCCAUCCUCCCGUAAAUCUGGCCGUCCUGCACGCAGAGGCCGCGUCGGUCGCAACCAGUAUACUCGAGAUCGCGACAUUGCCAAUGGAAAUGGCACGGAUAAUCAGACAAACUCCCCGCGCCGCGGCCAAUCCCGGGAUGGAAACGGAGACUCUCCACCAGGAAACGGAGCGAACGGUGUUCACGUUAACGGCGGAGAGUCUGGAAAGCCUAGCAGACCACGAUACAUGAACCCAAACCGAACGUCGAUGAACGACAUGCGAAGACGAGUUGCGGCGAUUCUCGAGUUUAUAUCCCGUAUGCAAUUAGAGAUGGCGGCCACAGAAGAGGACGCUACCCCUCACAAUGCAGCGGGCGCCAAUGGCUCUCAGAGUUCUACUGUGGUGGCGGCACUGGAGGGUGCCGUCGUGAACGGUAAUAUUCAGGCUCCAUCAGUUGCCGGAAGUGCAGAGACAACACAAGAAUCCGCGACGCCCAAACCAAAAGAAUUCAAAGAUCUAUCGAGUGUGGAGAUGAUGGACGAGUUGACUCGCGGCCUUCUCAAAUGGCAGCAGGAGUUCGGGAAAUACGGCGAAAAAUGA
Molecule: messenger RNA, 2142 nt
Organism: Coccidioides posadasii C735 delta SOWgp
Lineage: Eukaryota; Fungi; Ascomycota; Eurotiomycetes; Onygenales; Onygenaceae
Biological process (GO): negative regulation of silent mating-type cassette heterochromatin formation; negative regulation of rDNA heterochromatin formation
Cellular component (GO): Rpd3L complex; Rpd3L-Expanded complex
Source: RefSeq, a predicted model, not a curated record